Messenger RNA from Drosophila ananassae, 2699 nucleotides. It is a transcript of the gene Fbxl4, whose product is annotated as F-box/LRR-repeat protein 4. The coding region runs from base 11 to 2038 and encodes 675 amino acids. NCBI's taxonomy places the organism in Eukaryota, Metazoa, Arthropoda, Insecta, Diptera, Drosophilidae. Gene Ontology annotation, biological process: SCF-dependent proteasomal ubiquitin-dependent protein catabolic process. The transcript is spliced from 10 exons. Gene Ontology annotation, cellular component: SCF ubiquitin ligase complex. The record is from RefSeq and is a predicted model, not a curated record. Gene Ontology annotation, molecular function: protein binding.
CCCGACGGCCAUGUCCCUGCGGGCCUACAACAUCGACGAUCCCUCGAACGACGCUGACCAGCCGGACGCUCUGGUCGAUUUCACAGCCAUGCUAAGGCAGCAGCGGAACGGCGGACGGCAGCGCGAGUAUGGCGGCUGGUUUGGUUGCGGCAGCAAGAUGCAACCGGAGCCACCCGAUCAGGGCUACUACAUAGAGCAGUAUGUGCUGGGCGUGCUAGACUUCAGCUCUCAAUACGGCAUCGACUACAGCAUCUCGUACACGGCGGCGAACAUAAUUGGACGUCCCACCAAGUAUCCCUCAUACGGGGACUAUCCGGAGACAUACACAAUGCGCACCUACGGCGACUGGUGGUUGAAGGCCCCAUCGGCAACACGGGAGAUUCAGGCCCAGAACAUGCCGAAAGUGGACACCCAUGACUACAUAGUUGUCUACUUUGAGGAGUUCGUGGUCCCCACGGAGGUGGCCAUUUUUGAGACCUUUAAUCCCGGCGCCGUGGUACGCAUUUGGGCUUAUGGCAUGACCAAAAACUGGACUUGCCUUUGGGAGGCCACCGACAACGAUGUCAAGCUGGGACCGGGCAGGGAGUCGCGACGCUUUGCUCCUCCCAUCAAGAAAACCACCAUAAUAACCAAAACGCUGCGCAUCGACUUCAACCAUAGCCGCCUGUUCUACUACACGGAAAUUGAUGCCAUCAUGCUGUGCGGAAGGACCGUUUCUCGAAUCCAUAACCUGCUGGGCAGGCAGCGCCUCCAGCACCGACAAGUGGCGAGUGCGCCUUCAACACCGACACCUCCAUCGCUCCCAUCGUCAUCGGAGGAAAGCGGCGACGGGCCCAUCAGCUGCAAGUUGCGUACCUUGAAGUUUCAGCCCAACUGUGGCCAGGAUGGGGCCACCAAGCUGCACGAGUUCAUUAACAACGACCUAAGCCAGUUCCUGCUGGAGAAUCAAGUGGAGGAAACGGCCGAGGCGCCAGUAUCGCGCCUCUGCCUUACGGAUCUGCCCUUUGAGAUUCUGUUGCGCAUACUCAGCUACCUGGACUUGAAGUCCCUGUUCCGCGUGGGUCAGGUGUCGCGCACCUUUUACGAUAUAUCCACACACCCGCUGCUGUAUGGGGAGCUGAGCCUGAAGCCCUAUUGGCACUUGGCUAGCUCGGAGCUUCUCUGCACGCUGGCCAGCAGGGCGACGAUGCUUCGCAAACUGGACCUGUCCUGGUGCGGCGGCAUGGGCAAUAUCUCGCCCACCGAGUUCAAGAAAUUCCUGACCCAACGCGGCGACAAUCUUACCCACCUGCGGCUGAACUCCUGCAAGUUUCUGAAUGCAAGUUGUAUUGAAACCGUGGGAAUAGUCUGUGAUAACCUGACUGAACUGAGUCUGCGCAAUUGCGCCACCGAUCCACCACUGCUGAACUUCUCCUGUCUGGCCAAUCUCAAGAACCUGGAGCGACUCGAUCUCUUCCAAACGGCCUUCGAAACCGAACUGCUACUGAGCAUGCUCGAAAGCAAUCGCAAGCUGAAGCACUUGAACCUGGCCUUUUGUGGCGUCUCCGUCAACAUGGACGAGGUUGUUGAACACCUGGCCACCUACAACACCCAGCUAAUCACGUUGGAUCUGUGGAAGUCACACUUUCUCACCACCCGGGGACUGCAGUUCAUCACCAAGCUGCACCAACUGGAAGAACUGGAUCUUGGCUGGUGCCUGCGGGAGUCUUCGCUGGGCGAUGGCCUGUUCAAGCUGCUGACCAACUGUCCCAAGCUGAAGAAGCUCUUCCUGUCGGCGGUGCGUGGUACCACCGAACGUGAUCUCAUGCAUAUUGCGGCGCUGGGCAAGAACCUGGAGCAACUGGACAUCAUGGGCAUGAUAAGCCUAACACAUGAGCGAGUCUACGACAUCCUGGUUGGCUGUCCCAAGCUGCAACUACUGGACCUGAGCUUCUGCGAUAAUGUCGUAGACGGUGAAGGCUUUGACGACCUGGCGGAGUGGGCGCGACGUUUCAAUGUCGACAUCAAGAGCAGUCGUUUUCAUUUGGCCAGGCAUUAGAGUUUUGAUAAAACGCCUAGUUAAUAGCUACCCUGAUCUACCCAGGAACUCUGUAUAUCUAAACCCAAAAUGUGGCUCCUCCCCGUUUACGAUAAAAUGUUAUCUUUAUGUAUUGUUUAAAAAACUGCAUUUUUGACACGAAACUCGGUAGAUUUCGAGUUAAUAUACCCUGCUCAUGUUGUGGGGGAUCUGGGGGCUGUCACCAAAGUAAGUCAAAUAGCUUUUGAGCCUCAAUUCGAAAUAACAUAACUAAUCUAAAUUAUAAGUAUUUUAUAACAGUCACCUUAUCGUUUUCAAAUUUAAACUAACUAUCGAUAACUAAAUACUGUGCCAUCUCUAAUCAGGCUCUGAUAUCGAACCAAUAUAUCGGAUUGAAAAUCGAUAUUUAAGCAUCGUGUCAAUACGAUAUUCGAUAAUCGUUUGUCCCCCUACCAUCUCUAGCGCUCGUUUAUCUCGACUCUGCCAAAUUUAAUUAUUGGAAUAAACAAAAGGCUGGACUUUAUCUCGUGCCUUUAUAUCAGCCACUCGGAUGAGCCACCGGGAGCAGCCAAUGACGAAGCAGCGGCCAGUGGACGACAUCAGCCCCGCCAGCUGAGCAAACUGCAGGAAAAAUAACAACAUAGCAGAAAACAGAGAGAGAGAAAGAGGAAGAGUAACGAGG